Molecule: messenger RNA, 1491 nt
Organism: Laetiporus sulphureus 93-53
Lineage: Eukaryota; Fungi; Basidiomycota; Agaricomycetes; Polyporales; Laetiporaceae
Product: cytochrome P450
Exons: 10
Coding region: 1-1491 (496 amino acids)
Molecular function (GO): heme binding; monooxygenase activity; oxidoreductase activity, acting on paired donors, with incorporation or reduction of molecular oxygen
Source: RefSeq, a predicted model, not a curated record
AUGUAUUCUUUCCUCGGUAUUUCUGUCGCUGUGGUGGCCGCGGCGUUGAACCAUUACUUGUUGGAUGCUCGUCAUUCGUCCACAGCGGCAGUCUUGAUUGGUAGCUUCUUGCUGACUCGAUACUUAUCCUGUCGACACUCGAAACGAUUACUCUUUCCUGGUCCGUCAGGCUGGCCCAUCAUAGGCAAUGCCCUAGAUAUUCCCCAGCAGCAUCCGUGGAUCACGUACUCGAAAUGGUCCGAGACUUUUGGCGAUAUUGUGCAUCUAGAGGCCUUGGGAGAACAUCUUGUCGUUCUGAAUUCCGCCAGAGUUGCCAAGGAUCUCCUCGACAAGCGAUCCUCCAUUUAUUCGGACAGGCCCCAUUUUCUGCCUCUGCAACAUUACGGGGAAGCUUGGCGUAUGCAGCGCAAGAUCGUAGCUCAGUCCUUCAGUCCAUCAUUAGUGCAUCGCUACUAUGGUAUACAAGAGCUCGAGGCGCGCAGGCUUGUGCUGAGCGCCAUCGACGAACCCAGCACAAUUGUCAGCAAGACAAAGCUGCGGGUGGCUGCGAUCAUCAUGCGAGUCACGUAUGGGUACACUGUGAAGGGCAUCGACGACCCCAUGAUCACGUUGCCAUUCUCCGCGAUGGAUAACUUCAGUGUGGCGACUGAACCUGGCAAAUGGCUAGUUGAUUUCAUUCCGCAACUCAGGCACUUGCCGGAAUGGACUCCCGGAGCGACCUUCUUACGCAUGGCCAAGGAAUGGAGAGAGCUAGAGUGGAACGCGUCAUGGAAUCCGUACCUGUGGUGCAAGAAGAAUCUGGAUACUGGCAUCGCACAAACCCCUAGCUUGUGCGCCACCGUACUUUCCGAAGCCGAUGGGAAAAUGAGUGCCGAAGAUGAAGCUACGCUGGUCUGGGCUGCGUCGUCGGGUCUCGGUGGAGGACUAGAUACGAAUAUGUGCACGAUAUUUGUGUUCAUCCUUGCAAUGCUGCAUUAUCCGCAUGUCCAGGAAAGAGCGCAGGCUGAGAUAGACACGGUGGUGGGCCGCGAAAGGUUGCCUUCAAUUAGCGAUAGGGCGGAAUUGCCUUACGUGAGGAGCAUCAUAUCGGAGGUGUACCGAUGGGCUCCAGCCACGCCGCUAGGGCUGCCGCAUGCGUUGAUGCAGGACGAUGUAUACGAUGUAUAUCCUGAGCCGAUGGAAUUCAAGCCCGAGCGUUUUCAGAAGUUGGACUCGGAGAUGCAGAAAGUUAUCGAUUUGUCCUUUGGAUUUGGCAGACGAGCUUGUCCUGGUUCCCACUUCGCGGGAGGCACUAUCUUUGCGGUGGUCUCUACGCUGCUCGCUACAUGCAGUAUCAUGCCUGUGGUAGACACGAACGGCAAGGCCGUCAUAUCGGAACUGUCGUUCACGAGUGGAACCAUCAUCUUUCCGGAGAACGUUGUAUGUGACCUGAAGCCCCGCUCUGCUCACGCGAGAUCCUUGCUGUCUCAGGCUAUCUCUGCUGCCGAGUGA